AUGAGAUUCGAUGUCAAGAUGUUUUGCAACCAGACGUAUAGUUUUGAUUUCUGUAUGCAAUCUAUCGGGAGGGACCAACGUAUUGCAACUGCACGUGGCUUCCGUGAUGUUCUUAUAAUUGCGGUAUCGCAGAACCAAAAACAAGUGACCAACGCAACCACGACAAUCAACAAAAUCCGUCCAAAGUUCAGUGGUCCAUAUGGGAAGAAACGUUUGGGUCUUUGUGAGACAAAGUUCAAGGAAGUGUCUGGUGUGCUCCAGAAAACACUAGAAAGUGCGAAGACAGGAUGUAGGCUGUCGUUAAAAGAAGCUCAAAAAGUCCCACGAACCUGUAUUGACGCUAUGGACGAUUGCAAAAAUACUUGGACACUUCCUUUUAACGGACCGGACCAGUCGAAUCCUCUCGCUGAGUCUUGCUUCAAUGUUAUGGGACUAAGCUAUAUUACUAGUUUAGCACUUCGCAAGUUAUUACAUAAUAGGGCUGGUUAA
Molecule: messenger RNA, 489 nt
Organism: Microthlaspi erraticum
Lineage: Eukaryota; Viridiplantae; Streptophyta; Magnoliopsida; Brassicales; Brassicaceae
Source: the annotation of a GenBank genome assembly